This is a messenger RNA of Etheostoma spectabile (orangethroat darter), 4672 nucleotides long. RefSeq names its product neurocan core protein. Gene Ontology annotation, biological process: skeletal system development; cell adhesion; positive regulation of neuroblast proliferation. The record is from RefSeq and is a predicted model, not a curated record. The coding region runs from base 409 to 4227 and encodes 1272 amino acids. The transcript has 20 exons. Gene Ontology annotation, cellular component: synapse; perineuronal net. Gene Ontology annotation, molecular function: calcium ion binding; hyaluronic acid binding. Lineage: Eukaryota; Metazoa; Chordata; Actinopteri; Perciformes; Percidae.
UUUGUUCAAACUGAUCUCCCUCAGCGUUGCUGCUGGCGAGGAGGGGGUCGGAGGCAGCACCUUGGUGCGUUCGCGCGCGCGCAUGUGUGUGUGUGUGUGUAUGUGUGUGUGUGUGCGAGUGUGAAUCUAUUCCGAUAUCAACGCGUGAGCAGCAACGGCGCAUAGGGUGCCGCUCAGCGAGGAGAGGAGAGGAGAGCGUUGGAGAAGGAGCGAGAAGUCCAAGACGUGGAGCGCUUGUGCACGCACUCACUCGCGCUCUCUGGUGCCUCUGCAGAGUGCUGUUUCACCCUGGUGUCGUCGCUGGCCGUCUCUGCACCCUGUGGGAGGUUUGGGGGAGCACCUGCACCGAGGCGCAAAGCUCACAUUCCUGAAGAUUGCACCAUCGAGACGCGUCAGAAAAGGUCCAGGAUGGCGCUCACUCUGUGUGCAGCUGGGCGGCAGAUCCUCCUUGCUCUGACGCUGCUGCUCUAUUUGGGCUUGGGAGCAGCCUCCUCCUCAGUAAACAUGCGUAGGAUCACCCAUCCUACAGUACAACAAAUGCUGGCAGGCAAAGCUGUCCUCCCCUGUGUCUUCACCCUCCAGACCAGCUCCUCCAACCAGCCCCCCCACCUCCUGUGGACUCGCGUCAGGGCGCCGGCAGAAGUAGAGAGCGUUCGUGUGGAGCAGAUCGUGCUUUCUGCUAAAGGUGAUGUAAUCAAGGUGAAUAAGGCUUUCAGUGGCCGCGUCCUGCUGCCAGGGUACGCCGCCAAUCCUCUGAAUGCUACCAUGGAGAUCUCCGGUCUCCGCACCAACGACUCAGGCACUUACCAAUGUCAGGUUGUCAUGGGUAACGACUAUGAGAGAGACACUGUGCCCCUGGUGGUCUCCGGCGUUGUGUUUCACUACCAGGCUCCCAGCGCUCGAUACGCCCUCUCGUUUGCCGACGCCCAGCGGGCCUGCCUGGAGAACUCGGCUCAGAUGGCCACCCCCGCCCAGCUGUGGGCGGCGUACUACGACGGCUUCGCCAGCUGUGCACCCGGCUGGUUGCACGACCAGACUGUCCGCUAUUCUGUCCAGUCGCCAGAGCUUGGUUGCUAUGGACACGAGGAGUACUCGUCUGGAGUUAGGAAUUAUGGGAAGAGAGACCCGAAAGAGCUGUUUGAUGUGUACUGUCUCGCAAAAGAACUAGACGGGGAAGUGUUUCACUCCUCGGUCCCGGGCAGGCUGUCUCUGUCGUCGGCCUCGGACCGCUGUGUGUCCCUCGGGGGGCAGCUGGCCACAGUGGGGCAGCUUUAUCUGGCCUGGAAGGCCGGCCUGGACAGCUGCGCCCCGGGCUGGCUGUCUGACGGCAGCGUUCGUUACCCGGUGAUCAGGCCUGGCCCAGGCUGUGGAGGGGGCCAUUCAGGGGUUCAGCCAGGGGUCCAGCCAGGGGGCCAGCCAGGGGGCCAGCCAGGGGUCCAGCCAGGGGUCCAGCCAGGGGUCCGCACCGUCCCACCCAACAGCACCGCAGACAACACCACAGCGCUAUAUGAUGCGUACUGCUACAGAGGUAAAGUGAAGAAUUCCGGCUCCAUCUCUGAGAUCUACACCUCCCUGUGGAAGCCCUGGAGCUACCUCACAGGCUCAGGUGAUGCUGACUCUGCAGGGACGGGCAGCAGUGACGGGACUACACAGCAAGCCACCACCGCCAGAGGGCUCUCUGACGGCAGCGAUGGUUCCCUUUCAAACUGGACCGGAUUGGUUGACCUAGAAAAGGAGGCCUCCCUUUACAGCCCUGAUACUUCCGCAGACCCCUGGUCUUCAGAGUCUUCAGGGUCAUUUGUGACCCUCCAGCUAAUCCCAGGACAGAGCCUCUUAGACUGGGGAGAGCCACUGGAGCCUGGCCCCGACUCAGAGAAGUUUCUCCGCCCGCCGGUCCACCCUACUCCUGCUGACAAGAAGGUGAUCUCCAAGAUUGUCAAGUCCAUUUGGAAGCCUUGGAACUACCUGGCAGGGACUGGAAAUGACGAAGGAACCCAAACACCAAGUGGACAGACGGGGGAAGGGGAGACGGCCACGAACAAGACAGACGAGGGGUCAAACUCAUCCAGUGCAGCAUCACCAAGUUUGUUUUCUUGGGGAAGUUCAUGGUUUAGCGGUCCCUUGAGGGAAAACUCCACUCCAGCGAGUGAAGAACCUCCCACACGUCUUGCAUCCACUUUGGUUGCCUCCAGUAACUCUAUGACUACAGAGAGCGCUAAGAGCUGGGAGACUUCAGAGAUGAUCACGUCCACCGCCUCCAGCUCCAGAAUCACAUCCUCCAGCGGGGAAAUCUGGGUCCGCGUUGAUUCAGAGACCACGACCCAGCCGGGUGGCAAGAGGGAUGAGACGGUGACCUCCAGAGGCAGCGGCAGAGGAGGAAGAGGAAGGGGGAAGAAGAACAGAGGGGAGGACAGGAGCAGAGGAGAGGAGAAGGGGAGAGGAGGGGAGAAGGGGAAAGGAGAAGACGAGGGGAGUGGAGAAAUCACCAGCAUGGAAGCAAAGGGGGAGAUACAAGUGUCACGUCGACCAGUUGGAACAAGCAAACCAAGAGAGAGAUCCAGAGAAAGAUCUAGAGAGAGGGGUCACAGGAAGGGACAGACCACCACUACCACGACUACCACUGCCACAACUAGUCCCCUGGAGAUCGCAUUGAUGACCACAACUGUGCCGGAAAGCGCUGACUUAUCUACAUCGAAAUCCCCAUCCACCUCACCAGCAGAAACCGCAUCGCCAUCAAGCCCACCAGAUCCAGACCAAUCCCUCUCCUCAUCUCCAUCACCAUUGCCGUCUGUAACUUCAUCCCCAUCACCGUCCUCUUCUCAGCCGUCCCCAUCUCAACCCCUGUUUGAAUCCCAAUCUCCCUCCCCAUCUGUGUCUCCUCCAUCUUCCUCCACGCCAUCUCCAUCUCCAUCUCCAUCUCCAUCUUCAUCUCCAUCUCCAUCUCCAUCUCCAUCUCCAUCUCCAUUGCCAUCCACUUUCUCACUUCCAUCCCUCUCAACCUCUCCCUCAUCACCCCAUUCCCAUUACCCAUUUCAAACUGCAAGUUCAGGAGAGCCAGCUCCAUCUACUCACUCAGACCACCAGGACAGCUCCACUAACCACGUGCCAUCCCCCCGCUGGGUCCCAGUGGAGAAAGCUGUUCUGAACAGCUCUCUGGAUUAUCCUCCACUACUGUCGGGAACCCCCGAUGGGGAGGAGCCUUCUUGGUCCCACGCUGUGGGGUCAGGGGCCUUGUUACCUGGCAACGUGGAGGAGGAGAGCAACAGAGGCGCAUUCAACAUCAGUACCAUAACUCUAAGCCCAACAGACAAUGCAGAGCCGUGCGUGACAAACCCAUGUCUGCACGGAGGAAAAUGCCUUCCGCAGGGAACGGGCUACAGCUGCUACUGCCCACAAGGAUACACUGGGGAGAACUGUGAGAUUGAUGUUGAUGACUGCCAGUCCGAGCCAUGUGAAAACGGGGGCACCUGCAUCGACAAGAUUGAUUCGUUCCUCUGCCUUUGCUUGCCCAGCUAUGGAGGCGACACGUGUGAGAAAGACGUAGAAGGUUGCGAGCACGGUUGGAGGAAGUUCCACGGCCACUGCUACAGGUACUUCACCCACAGACACACCUGGGAGGACGCGGAGAAAGACUGCAGAGAGCACAGUGCCCACCUCAGUAGCGUCAUCUCGGCUACAGAGCAGGAGUUUAUCAAUGGUCUGGGUCAUGACAACGCCUGGAUCGGUCUGAAUGACCGCACGGUGGAGGAAGACUUUCAGUGGACUGAUAGCAACGAUCUGGUGUAUGAGAACUGGAGGGAGAGCCAGCCGGAUAACUUCUUUGCGGGAGGGGAGGACUGCGUGGUCACAAUUGCCCACGAGGACGGCAAGUGGAACGACGUGCCCUGCAACUACAACCUGCCCUACAUCUGCAAGAAAGGCACAGUGUUGUGUGGGACCCCCCCCGCAGUGGAGAACGCCCAUUUGAUAGGUCGGCGGAGAUCCCACUACGACAUCCAUGCAGUGGUACGCUACCAGUGCUCCGAGGGCUUCUUCCAGCGUCACAUCCCCACCGCUCGUUGCCGGGCCGACGGGAGCUGGGAAAGACCCAGGAUCAUCUGCACAAAGUCCCGACGGUCCCACCGGUACCGACGGCACCAUCGCAAUCAGCACAACGAACGCCGCGGCCACAGGAGACACGGCGGAGAGGGACACAAGGCCAGAGAGGACGCACACAGCUACUACUGAACCAAAUAAUCUAACAUCUGCAAAGCCUAGGUGCUAACCAUGGCCCAUGAAGAAAGACAGUAGUCCAGAUCACUCCCACUACUUUUUCCUGCUUCUAACCAUGCUCCGUUUGGCUUUAUUCCUCCUGAUUAUUACGAUUUUCUUACUCAAACAUACAAUUUAUCUCCAUCACCACCUAUCUCUGAGUUUGGGUGUUUUGAUGCUUCUUUUUGUUUUCCCCCUGCUUCCUUUAAAGGUCCAUGCGAACACUAACUCUUAACACUAACUCUUGAUCCCAACCUAACAUAUCAUUCUCAGUAAAUCUGUAAAGUCUGUUUUGUUCUACUGACAUGCGUUUUUCUAAUAUUUUCUACGUUUUUGUGCCAUGUUACUAUUUAUUAUGAAUUGUUUGCUAGUGAAUAUGCUUUCUUUUUUUACUUAUACUUCACAAAGCCGGUGUAACAUC